AUGGCGGUCAUGGGGCGGGGCCGCCAGGCGCGGGGUACGCUGGGAACAGCGCGCGGGCAGCCGGGAACGGGGCGGAGCGCGGCCGCGCCGGCGCGUCGAGGGGGAGAGGCAGCCGCCGCGAUGGACGUGUUCCUCAUGAUCCGGCGCCACAAGACCACCAUCUUCACGGACGCCAAGGAGUCGAGCACUGUGUUCGAGCUAAAGCGCAUCGUCGAGGGCAUCCUCAAGCGGCCGCCGGACGAGCAGCGGCUGUACAAGGACGACCAGCUUCUGGACGACGGAAAGACAUUGGGCGAGUGUGGCUUCACCAGCCAGACAGCACGGCCUCAGGCCCCAGCCACUGUGGGGCUAGCCUUCAGGGCAGAUGAGGCCUUUGAGGCCCUGCGCAUCGAGCCCUUCUCCAGCCCACCCGAGCUGCCGGAUGUGAUGAAGCCACAGGACUCAGGAAGCAGCACCAAUGAACAAGCUGUGCAGUGAGAGGUCCCCCAACCGCCCUACCCCCCCAAUAAAAGAGAUUUGGGUGUCCACCUGGUUGCUGCUUCUUUCUACACACCUUCUCCUGACUCAGGCAUCACCUCACUGGUGCUCCCCGCCUUGCCCCACCCUCAGCCUCUUCCAGGCCAGCCUGCUGCAUCCCAAGCUCUCUGAGUCCAGCUACCAACCCCCAGCCCAGCCUACCCCUCAAAAGGCCAUAAUGGGGAGAGGAACCCAGGGCCCCCAGGCCAGCCUUCUGCUCAGCCUGGGGAUAAAAGGUUUAGAGGCUUUUGUUUCUUCAGAGUGGCCAGCCCCCUCCUAGCAUGAGCAUGCUGGCUCCCAGCUGGAACGAGCGUGUUGGUUUGAGUGGGUUCUGUGGGGGAUCCACAGCCUAGAGCCACCCCAUAAGGCUCCUCCAAGGUAUGCCCCUUGCAAGAGGGAUGCAGCCACAGAAUAAGGGCAGCUCCUCUCCUAACUAACUCUCCCCACCCAUAAUAAACAAUCUAU
This is a messenger RNA of Globicephala melas (long-finned pilot whale), 981 nucleotides long. RefSeq names its product elongin B (gene ELOB). Gene Ontology annotation, biological process: transcription elongation by RNA polymerase II. Gene Ontology annotation, cellular component: VCB complex; elongin complex. Gene Ontology annotation, molecular function: protein binding. The record is from RefSeq and is a predicted model, not a curated record. Lineage: Eukaryota; Metazoa; Chordata; Mammalia; Artiodactyla; Delphinidae.